Messenger RNA from Coffea eugenioides, 2003 nucleotides. Its product is annotated as IQ domain-containing protein IQM3-like. Gene Ontology annotation, molecular function: protein binding. NCBI's taxonomy places the organism in Eukaryota, Viridiplantae, Streptophyta, Magnoliopsida, Gentianales, Rubiaceae. The record is from RefSeq and is a predicted model, not a curated record. The transcript is spliced from 9 exons. The coding region runs from base 173 to 1786 and encodes 537 amino acids.
GUGGGUUUGCCGGGAACUACUUGAGUACGAAUCCCAAGCCAAGCACCACUCUUCUUCAAGCGCUCCGACAAUCGACGACUCUGAACUCCCUCUGGGCAUUAACCCUUACCGAGUGAUUUUCCGAGUUGACUCCGAGUCUCUAGGGUUAGUUGAUGACCCAGUCCCAUCCCUUAUGGAGGUCGAAGCUCACGCACUCUCUUCCUUUGAUCUCAACUCCUCCCCUGAUAAUUUUCCUUUUACUACCACCGCUGCCCGUGAGCCUCCGGAGCUCCGAAAUUCUCAGCCCUUCCGGAGCUCCGAACUUCUUGGUUACUCCGAAUCCGAUCAUGCUCCCGUACGCGAGGAUUUAGGAUCUCCUGUCGCCGCAGGUGGUAAAUGCCAAGACGUUGGUGGCAGUGACCUUAUGGCUCCCGUUUUUUCAACUCUAGACUCCGCUUCUCCGCUGGCCAAUGCAUUGGCCGGAGAGGAGCCUCUCCCGGAGAAGAUGGGAAGAUGUCCUUCGCGUGCGGCGAUGAAGCUGCAGAAGGUUUACAGGAGCUAUCGUACCCGACGCAUGUUAGCUGACUGCGCCGUGGUUGCCGAAGAGCUCUGGUGGCAGGCGUUAGAUUUUGCUCGAUUGAACCACAGCACGGUAUCUUUCUUCAAUUUUUCGAAACCGGAGUCGGCUGCGUCGCGGUGGAAUCGGGUCAGCUUAAAUGCUUCCAAGGUGGGUAAAGGCUUGUCUAAGGACGCCAAGGCACAGAAAUUAGCUUUUCAACACUGGAUUGAGGCUAUUGACCCCCGGCACCGAUAUGGGCAUAGUUUGCAUCUAUAUUACGAAGAGUGGUGUAAAGGUGAUGCUGGUCAACCCUUCUUUUUUUGGUUGGAUCUUGGAGAUGGCAAAGAGGUCGAUCUCACAGCAUGCCCACGCUCCAAGCUUCGUAAACAGCAUAUUAAGUAUCUUGGACCAAAAGAAAGAGAGCAUUAUGAAUAUUUGGUCAUUGAGGGGAAAAUUUUGCAUGAACAAUCUGGGAAACCUCUUGACACAACAGAAGGUUCACCAGGAGCAAAAUGGAUCUUUGUGAUGAGCACCUCUAAGAGACUCUACGCUGGUGAGAAAAAGAAAGGAACCUUCCAUCAUUCCAGCUUUCUUGCGGGAGGCGUUACUUUGGCUGCUGGGAGGCUGGUGGUAAUUGAUGGAACACUUCAGUCUAUAUCGCCAUACAGUGGACACUAUCGACCCACUGAUGAUAGCUUUGAUACUUUCUUAGAAUUUCUGAAGGCACACGGAGUCAAUCUGGAUGAAGUUGAGAUGAGUAAAGCAAAUGAAGAUUAUGAGAAUUUUGGAGAAGCGAAAACGACAAAAGAUGAAUCAACUUCUGAAGUUUCAACAGUUUCCGAUUCCUGCGAAACUAAUGCUCCAGAUGAAGGGGCCGUGGAAACAAUUGAAGCUCCAAAACUUGAAAUUAACGUCAACUAUCGGAGGACUCUCUCUGGUGGGCUUCAGAGCCCAAAAGCAGAGGUGCCCAAGACGUCAAUAUUGCAAAGGAUCAACUCAAAGAAGGCUGCAAGGUCUUACCAACUGGGGAAACAACUCUCUCUGAAAUGGUCGACCGGUGCUGGGCCUAGAAUUGGUUGUAUUGCUGACUACCCUAUAGAGCUGAGGAUACAGGCCUUAGAGUUCACUAAUCUCUCACCAAGACUGUCGUCUACAUCUGCUACACCCAUUUGGGGUACUCUUCCUUCGCCGAUUAGAUUGCCUUCGCAAGAACUCACUAACGGUGAUUUGAAGUUGUCCGGCAUCUGAGUUUAUCUAGAUUGCUUGUACCAGCAGGAUGCCGUUGUCAUAUUACCUGUGCUAUCGUUCCCCUGUAAAAUGACGAAAAAAUGUUCUACAACCGGAACGCCGUCGUACUGCUUAUUCUCAUAUGUUCUAGCAUUGUACUUUUUUUUUGUUUUUCCACAGUUUUUGUGGAAAACGUGUCAGCAAAUAAAAGAAGCCACGUAGGUGCCUCAUAAGCAAA